AUGCGGUUUGUCAUAAAUGCUGUUAAUAAAAUCAAAGCUAAAUCAUUGAAUGACCGUUUGUUUCGACAAUUAUGCCACGAAAAUGAUGAAGACUUUGAACGCCUUGUUCUACACACCGAACCACUUGAUAAACAACUUUACGAUGAAUUACAUAAAAGAGAGACGAAUAUCGCAUACCUAGCAGAUAUUUUUGAAAAACUUAAUGAAGUCAAUAAAAAUUUGGAAGGUGAUAAAAUUAAUCUUAUCAAAUCUAAGUCCAUUAUUAGUGCAUUUAUUUCAAAAUUAAGUCUUUUGAAAGAAAAGAUUGGUCGUCGUGAAUUUAAUAAUUUUUCUAACUUAUCAAUAUCACAACAAAUCUUAGAUUCUGACUUAGAAAUAUACUGUGCACACCUUGAAUCCCUUAAAGAUAAUAUGAGUACUAGAUUUAAGGAUAUCAACGACCUGAUUAUACCAGAAUGGGUAUUGAAUCCAUUUUUAACGGAUAUACAAAAUGUCCAACCAUUAAUUCAAGAAGAACUACUCGAAGUGAAGCACAAUGAAGAAGCUAAAAUCGAUUUUAAACAUAAUGGAUACGAGUUGUUUUGGCUCAAACAAAAAACUAUGUACCCUCAACUUUGGAAAGAAGUGGAAUUACUAAUUAUGGCCUUUCCGUCGACAUACCUGGUCGAAAAAGGCUUUAGUGCGGUUCAACAACUUUUGACCAAAUCAAGAAAUAAAUUAGAAAUAUGUGAAAGAGGAGAUUGA
Molecule: messenger RNA, 744 nt
Organism: Acyrthosiphon pisum (pea aphid)
Lineage: Eukaryota; Metazoa; Arthropoda; Insecta; Hemiptera; Aphididae
Product: protein ZBED8-like
Exons: 2
Coding region: 1-744 (247 amino acids)
Source: RefSeq, a predicted model, not a curated record